AUGGCACCGAAUUUCGAUGAUAUACCUAUGAAGAAUGAUCUCAUUCUGCGCACUGCGAGAGGCCAGAAAGUGGAGCGCGCACCUAUGUGGGUGAUGCGUCAAGCUGGACGCUACCUGCCCGAAUACCACGAAGAAAAGGGCAAAAAUGACUUCUUCGAAUGCUGCCGCAGCCCCGAGAUCGCCUCCAACCUCACACUUCAGCCAAUUGAUCGCUUUGCCGGUCUUGUCGACGCUGCUAUCAUCUUCUCCGAUAUUCUCGUUAUCCCUCAGGCGAUGGGCAUGGAAGUCAUAAUGGUAGACAAGAAGGGCCCUCACUUCCCCGAACCACUACAAACACCAGACGAUGAGCAGUAUAAGGAGGUUAUGGAACGCAAUGUUGAUGUGAAGGAGUCGUUAGACUACGUCUACAAGGCUAUCACACUGACAAGGAAGAAGCUCAAUGGUCGAGUGCCUCUGAUCGGUUUCUGUGGUGCGCCUUGGACGCUCCUAAGCUACAUGGUUGAGGGUGGUGGCAGUAAAAUGUUCAUCCAGGUCAAGACAUGGAUCUACAAGUACCCAGAUGCCACCAAGGCCCUGCUACAGAAGAUUGCAGAUCUUUGCGUGGAAUACCUAGCUCUGCAGGUAGAGGCAGGCGCUCAGAUGAUUCAAGUCUUCGACUCAUGGGCAGGCGAACUUUCUCCCCAAUCCUUCAAGGAGUUCUCACUUCCAUAUCUGAACCAUAUUGCCGACAAUCUCCCCGCCCGCAUAAAAUCCAAGGGCCUGGAGCCCGUUCCUAUGACAGUCUUUGCCAAGGGUGCAUGGUACGCAUUGCCCGCCCUUUGCGAGUCCAACUACAACACCAUUGGCUUGGACUGGCUGCACGACCCAGCAGAGGCAUAUCAGCUUGCGCAGUCGAAGGGCAAGGUAUUGCAAGGUAAUGCCGACCCUGGCGUUCUGUACGGCAGUCACGAUGCCAUCACUAAGGUUGUCGAGAACAUGGUCGCUGGAUUCGGUGGAGGAAAGCAGGGUUGGAUUGCCAAUCUUGGUCAUGGCAUCACACCAUUUGUCAAACCAGAUGACCUGAAAUUCUACUUCGAAGAGAUUCAUAGGCUGACAACAUAA
Molecule: messenger RNA, 1101 nt
Organism: Boeremia exigua
Lineage: Eukaryota; Fungi; Ascomycota; Dothideomycetes; Pleosporales; Didymellaceae
Product: uroporphyrinogen decarboxylase
Exons: 5
Coding region: 1-1101 (366 amino acids)
Biological process (GO): heme biosynthetic process
Cellular component (GO): cytosol
Molecular function (GO): uroporphyrinogen decarboxylase activity
Source: RefSeq, a predicted model, not a curated record